UCAGAAAAAAGUAAAUAGAAAAACAAAAUAUAGUGAGGACUGUUAGUCUGGAGGAAAAAGAAUUUACCACGCCUCUGAGAGGAAGUAGAAGUCUCAGAAAGAGCCAGUUUCAGUUUUUGACAGAAUGGUAAAGAAUGCUGUCUGCCUGGAGGUCUCCGCUGCCGGUCUGCACUGCCAAGCAUGAUGUGGCUGUUCCCGUCCGUUGCACUGGUCUUCUGCCUUGGCCCAGGGAACACAGUUUCACAAACCAGCUCAACCCCGCUGAUGGUGGCCGGGGUUCUGGGGGAGGCAGUAACUCUUCCCCUGCAGCUUUCUGCAGGAUGGGAGACUGAGUACAUCACCUGGCUUCACAAUGGAACAUCGGUCAUCUUCAUACAACUAAGUGAACUGCGAAGACCACAAGUCAUCGUGAUGGACCCACGACGGAAAGAUCGGCUGCAGGUCACUCAGUCCUACUCCCUGCAGCUCAGCAACCUGAUGAUGGCAGAUAUGGGAACUUACCGCGUCCAGAUGGGCACAAAGACCUCCAUAUUGUUUUCUGAUUACACGCUGAGGAUCUUCAGUGAGUCAAGGAGUGGGAUUUAACUAUGUAUGGGCUAGAAGAUAUUACAUAUUCCAG
Manis pentadactyla (Chinese pangolin) is the source of this 619-nucleotide messenger RNA. RefSeq names its product SLAM family member 6. Bases 181 to 585 code for a protein of 134 amino acids. The record is from RefSeq and is a predicted model, not a curated record. Gene Ontology annotation, biological process: T cell activation; positive regulation of type II interferon production; T-helper 17 cell lineage commitment. NCBI's taxonomy places the organism in Eukaryota, Metazoa, Chordata, Mammalia, Pholidota, Manidae. Gene Ontology annotation, cellular component: external side of plasma membrane. The transcript has 2 exons.